Molecule: messenger RNA, 1227 nt
Organism: Colletotrichum chrysophilum
Lineage: Eukaryota; Fungi; Ascomycota; Sordariomycetes; Glomerellales; Glomerellaceae
Exons: 1
Coding region: 1-1227 (408 amino acids)
Source: RefSeq, a predicted model, not a curated record
AUGGCCAACUACACAUCACCCUACCCCGGUUCCACUCCCGGCGAGGAGUACUACUACUCCCGGGAACGAUUCCAGUCGGCAACUCCCACUCCCUCUCCGAGGGGUCACGCAUCCUACUACUACUCUGGCGCCACUCCCCAGAGACCGGCGACCCGCGCCCACUUCCGCAACGCCAGCUCCGGCUUCAGCGAGUACAGCCCUCGUCCCCCGACGGCUUCGCCGCGGUACACGAGCGAUGGCCAUUAUGCCACGGCAAAUGUGAGUAGUGGUCAUCAUUCGCGCAAGCAUUCAUGGGCCACUCCGUCGCAACCAAAGCGCGAGCGCCGAACUUCCUUUGUCUAUGUCCGGGCCUCCACGCCCCUUGGCGAAUCCGACGAGGACGAGUUCUUCGAGAUGGAUGGACGCACCUACGUCUUGCCGGCACAGUCGCGGUCGAGGAACAAGAGACACUCUAUUCAAGACACAUAUUUCUAUGAAGACGCCGCUCGAGGAUAUCCCACUGAUUACCACUAUCCCAAGCAGGGCGGAUUCACUUACAUUGAGCGCGAUGCCAUCCCCUACGAGUCUUCUUCCCGCUCGCGUCCCUCCCCGGCCAACACCCAUGCCCGCCGCUCCUCGGCGAAUGUCCCGCAGAGACCCUCUACCACCCGCCCCACGUCCCAGCAGAAGAAACCCACGCCCGUUCGCCAGGCCACCGAUGCUGAUGCCAAGAGGCACAAGAUCCCCCCUGGUUACUCGCUCAAGAACUGGGAUCCCACUGAGGAGCCAAUCCUCCUGUUGGGCAGUGUCUUCGACUCCAACUCCCUUGGCAAGUGGAUCUACGACUGGACUGUCUUCCACCACGGCCCUGCCACUCCCAUCUCCGACAUGGCUGGUGAGCUCUGGCUCCUUCUUAUCCAGCUCGCAGGCAAGAUCAAGCGUGCGGAUGAGACUGUUGACCGCGUCCGCAGCACUGAGAACAAGGAGAUCCUCGAUGACUUCAUUGACUCGGGCGAGCGCCUGACUGACAAGCUCCGCAAGCUCCUCAAGACUUGCGAGACUCCCAUGCUCAAGGCUAACAAGAAGGGUGCUUCCCUCGGCAAGAACGCCGGUGUCGAGUUCGUCGAGACUCUCUUCGGCCGUGAGCGCGAGCUUGACAAGACCGAGCGUUUCAUGCAGGGCGUCCGUCUUUUCAACCUGAGAUUCGAUGCCAACUGUGAGGAGAUCCUCCGCAACCCCACGGCUUAG